Molecule: messenger RNA, 293 nt
Organism: Racocetra fulgida
Lineage: Eukaryota; Fungi; Glomeromycota; Glomeromycetes; Diversisporales; Gigasporaceae
Source: the annotation of a GenBank genome assembly
AAUUGGUGGAUGCUAAUCCCAAUAAACGGCCUACUAUAAAAGAUAUUCAUGAUAAAAUUAAUAAUUUGAUAAAUUCAAAUGAAAAUAAACAACCAUUUGGCACAUUUGAGAAACAACUGUUUGAGAUAUUUGGUUAUAUAUUAACGGAUUUAGUCAAAAUUUUUAAAUCACCUAAGUUUGUUACUCUCAAGAUUAUAACUCCAGAAGAAUUUGAAAAUCACAUGAAAUUAAGUAAGAACUAUGCAAUGUUUGAUGUAUAUGGAUUGAUUCUGAAACCAGAAACGGAUGAAUAA